CCCAUGUUAGUAAUAAUACAAAAACAGUCUACUCUCAAGUACUUGUAGAAGUUAUUUUGAGAAGAAGAACAGUUAAGCAAUUUAUCACAAUGAAGAGCAUAUCCAGAGUCUCCAACACCAUUUCAGUUUUCUUCUUGUUUUUCUUUCUAAGUAAUACAUUCAUUUUCUUUACCUCCAAUGGGGUCACUGCUCAUGACCCUUACGACCCAACAGGCAACAUUACAAUCAAAUGGGAUGUCAUGUCCUGGACACCAGAUGGUUAUGUAGCUGUUGUUGAUAUCAUCAACAGUCAGCUGUAUCGAACAGUGCAACUGCCUGGUUGGAAGCUUGGAUGGACCUGGGAUAAACGUGGUGAAGUCCUUUGGAGUAUUGUCGGAGGUCAGGCCAUUGACCAAGGAAAUUGUUCUAUGUACAUAGGCAACAUCCCACAUUCCUGCUCAAAGAGACCAAUCAUUAUAGAUCUGCCGACUGAUACUCCGUAUAAUCAAAGGAUCACUAAUUGUUGUAGAGGAGGACGUCUAAGCUCAAGAUAUCAAGCCAUUAACAAAUCAACUGCUAGCUUUCAGAUCUCUGUUGGUAAUGCGGGGACUAGCAAUAGAACGGUACGUAUGCCUAAGAAUUUUACCUUUGUCGGAGGUCGUGCAGAGUACACCUGUGGACCUGCUAAGAGGGUGCGUUCAUCCAGAUUUGUCACCCCAGAUCUUAGGAGGGUGACUCAAGCCAUGAUGACUUGGAAAGUGGUGUGUACAUACAGGCGUGCCAACAUAGCCAACAAGUUUCCAACUUGUUGUGUGUCAUUGUCAUCGUUCGACCAACAAAAGAAGGCGAAUUGUCCUACAUGUUCAUGCGGUUGUCGAAGUGAAACCUGCAAUACAAGGAGUCAGGGCAACCCAGGGAUUGUGCCACCCUUGAUGAAGUGCACAGAUCAUAUGUGCCCUGCGAACAUCAAUUGGCACAUUCUGAAGCCCAAAGAGAAACAAGCAUAUACGACGGUGCACGUGUCUAUAAGUAACUUCAACUACAGAAUGAAUUACACAGAUUGGACACUUCUUAUUAAUCAUCCCUUCAUUAACAAACUCACCAGAGUCGCUCACGCAAACCACAAGCAGUUCCCCAAUUUCAAAACGGCCCAGCUGAUGUGGGGAAUUAAACACAAAAAUGCUAUCAUCCCUUCAAGCAGCCGUAAAGAUUCAACAAUAAGCUGGAUAAUGCAGCUUUACAAGGACAAAUCCACAAAUACAAGUACUAGUAGUACUAGCUCAUCUUGUACAAAGGACUGGUGUGCUCCUAAACAAAUCUUCUUCAAUGGGGAUCGAUGUGUGAUUGCUUCGCCCUGAAAACUUUUGCCAAUUAGGAAAUAAAAGCUAAAGUUUCCAAUUCAAUGUCUAUCCCAAAUGAAGAAACAAAAAGAGAUCUUCCCAACGACUUGUAUCAAUGUGAAUAUACUUUAUUGUUUGUUCUAAAUAAACAACGAA
Molecule: messenger RNA, 1475 nt
Organism: Papaver somniferum (opium poppy)
Lineage: Eukaryota; Viridiplantae; Streptophyta; Magnoliopsida; Ranunculales; Papaveraceae
Product: protein COBRA-like
Exons: 4
Coding region: 90-1337 (415 amino acids)
Biological process (GO): plant-type cell wall cellulose biosynthetic process; cellulose microfibril organization
Cellular component (GO): plasma membrane
Source: RefSeq, a predicted model, not a curated record